Mucor velutinosus is the source of this 1335-nucleotide messenger RNA. RefSeq lists its product as uncharacterized. The coding region runs from base 1 to 1335 and encodes 444 amino acids. NCBI's taxonomy places the organism in Eukaryota, Fungi, Mucoromycota, Mucoromycetes, Mucorales, Mucoraceae. Gene Ontology annotation, biological process: lipid metabolic process. The record is from RefSeq and is a predicted model, not a curated record. The transcript has a single exon.
AUGGAAACAACAGUAAUAGCCGACAGUUACCCAAUGAGUAUACCAGCCUACGUUGCUACUGUCAUAACGCCUAGCUUCAUCUUCAUGGCGCUAUCCUUACCGGUCAAGAGACGAAAUAUCAUUCAAGAUGCCCUGCUGGCGGUUCUAUGGUUUGCGGGUCUAGCCAUCCCCAUGUAUUAUGCAGGUCAGUUCCCCUACCUCUGCUUGAUGAGUACAUCCGUAUGGGCAUGGGCGACUUCAAUGAAGAUGGGUGUGUGGGUGUUUAGUAUGUCCAUGGAGGAGAGACGUCAACAGCCCUUUAUCUUCACUCUAUCUGACUGGAGAAAACGCAAUGUAAAUGCCCCAAAAACUCUAGAUUUACAGCCUUGUGCAACUUCAGAGUAUGUGGAUAUCAAGUUUGGAUCUUUAAUAUGGGCCCUGCUAAAGCAUGAAAUCUUAUUUGAUGUGAUUGACUUUACAUUCAAUUAUGCCGAUGCUCAACGCCCUAUCCGCGUGUUCUCUGCCUUCUUGUCCAAGAUGUUCUCUCUACUGGGCCAAACCGAAAAAGCCGCAUUACUAGCACCUGCUGAGCCCUUGACCUACGGUUGCAUUGCCAUUAGCGUCCUCAUGAGCAUGCUGUUCUGCGUCUAUAUCCAAACUCAGUUGCAGGUAACCUAUGAUAUAUUCAUGAUUGCUUAUGCCCUCAUCUAUAAGUGCUUGCCUACAUUGGAGAGAUGGCAGCUGGGGAAGGAUUCUCAAAAGUUAAACACCAAGAGCAUUGUCAAGACAAAGGCUAUUUUGAGAAGAGUGCGUGGUAUUCGAGCAGUGAAGGGAUAUAUCGAAAGCACGCUCAGCAUGCAAGUGCUAUUUGACUCACCAUGGACAGCACGCUCUCUCCGUGAUUUUUGGGGCAGACGAUGGCACACAUUUUACAACGAUUGCUUCUACAGACUCGGCUACAAACCCAUCCGCGCAGCGGUGCAACUCUUUUUCAAUUGCAAGCCUCCUCGCUGGCUCCCGGCUUUAUCUGUGUUUGUCAUGUCUGGCAUCAUGCACGAGUACUUUUUGUACGCAGCCACUGGAUCUUCACUCUAUUUCGGAUCUCCAUUGCCAGCCUGUGGACUCCAAUUUAUGUUUUUUGUCAUUCAGGUCUGCGGCAUCAGCAUUGGCGAUAAAUUCUUCAGCAGAGGAUGGCUAGGCCAGUUGUACACCAUCUUUUGCAUGGCAGUGACAUGUCAUUUAUUUGUGGUACCUUAUGUCUUGACGGGCUACCUGUACAUGGAACGCUUUUCGUUCUACCGUAUUGCAGUAAACUAUCUUCAAGCCAAUCCUAAUUUGUUUGCAGGUAUAUUUUAA